AAAAACACAUGGCUUGCUUUAACUCCUCACCUCUACACAAGAAGAGGAGCAGCUUGACCCCAAAGGAGACACCAUGAGGAACACACUUGUGAAAAUGCUGGCUGCACUCAUGUGCACGCUGGCUGCGUUCGCUGACGUUGUGCCUGUUCAGGAUUUCGAUCUACAGAGGAUGACAGGGAAGUGGUACCUGGUUGGCAUUGCCAGCAACGCCCCUUGGUUUGUCAGCAAUAAGGCCACCAUGAAGUUGGGCACCGCCGUGAUUGCGGCGACCGACGGAGGAGACAUGGACCUCACCUAUUCCCACAUUAAGGAUGAUGGUACUUGCUGGAGGAUGACACAUUUGGCCCAAAAAACAGAUACCCCUGGACGCUUCACCUUCCACAGCCAAGUUUGGAACAACGACAACGAUAUGGCCAUCGUGGAUGUCCUGUAUGACAACUUUGCUCUUAUACACAACGUGAAGACGAAAGACGGUGUAUCUGAGGUUGUCGUCAAGCUUUACAGUCGUUCGCCUGACACGAGUGCGGACCUCCAGCAGAAGUUCACAAACUUCUCUUCAAGGACUGGAGUCCAGGCAGAAAAUAUUGUUAUCCUCCCCAAGGCUGAUGAGUGUCCUGAGGCCUAAACAAUCCUCCAUCUUGCUCUCCGACAGCUUCCACCUCUGCUCCACUUGACACAAUAAGACCACUUCAUUCAAAAAUGCUAUAUAACCCUGGCAAAAUCGGAAUGUCUUGUUUAGUAACUGCUGAUUUUUAACCAUUAAAAACAAAAAUACUGUG
This is a messenger RNA of Doryrhamphus excisus (bluestripe pipefish), 779 nucleotides long. RefSeq names its product prostaglandin D2 synthase b, tandem duplicate 1 (gene ptgdsb.1). NCBI's taxonomy places the organism in Eukaryota, Metazoa, Chordata, Actinopteri, Syngnathiformes, Syngnathidae. Gene Ontology annotation, molecular function: small molecule binding. The record is from RefSeq and is a predicted model, not a curated record.